Messenger RNA from Nasonia vitripennis (jewel wasp), 1443 nucleotides. RefSeq names its product queuosine salvage protein. The transcript is spliced from 6 exons. The record is from RefSeq and is a predicted model, not a curated record. Lineage: Eukaryota; Metazoa; Arthropoda; Insecta; Hymenoptera; Pteromalidae. The coding region runs from base 256 to 1344 and encodes 362 amino acids.
ACGCGGUGAGGGCGAGAGGAGGUUCUCGCGAUUCAAGUCGUGGUUUUUGUUCUGAAAAAUCCGAAGGAGAGAUCGCGAGAGACGUUAUAUCUGCUGCAGUGUCGUGUUGCUUCGCGGGAAUCGCCUCGCUGAGAGUUAACGACAAGUUUGUGUAUUUUUAAGAGCAGUUUCGUGCGAAGCUGUUUAUCUGUGAGAGAGGAUAGGAUAUUUUUUGUUUGUUAGCUGAUACUUUUCAGGUAAAUCUGAAAAAUCGAGAUGAGUUCAGCCGAAGUAUUAAUGCCCAGAGAGUCUGGAAAAUUCAUAGCCGAGACAGCGAAGGACGUUUUUAUCGAAGCCAAAGGAGUUGAACAUCUCGCUCACGAGAUAGUGAAGAAUUUAAAAAGCGGCGCACUGAGUCCGAAAAAUUUCUCUCAACACGUCCACCACCCGACCACCAACGAUCUUAAGGCAGUAGACUGGCUUUUUGUAAUUGACACACUGAACUUUUGUUUCUGGACUGACUCAGAAGUGAACAAGCGCUGGAAAGUCGAGGGACAGAGUGGAUACUUUGCUCUGUGUGCAGCCGUCAAACGAGCCCUUGAUGCAGGAAUCCCGUUGACGGACGCGACGUUUCUGUCGAAAAUCACAGCGGACGAUGUGCGGAGUAUUUUGCGGGCCGACGCUGAUGCGGCGGAGGUUCCUCUUAUUGACGAACGAGUGAAGAAUCUGAACGAAGUUGGCCGAGUCCUGCUUGAGAAAUACAAUGGUACUUUUAUCGAGUGCCUAAAAGUUUGCGACAAGUCGGCCGAAAAUUUACUGAAGCUCGUCGUUACCGAAUUCGAGUGCUAUCGAGAUGAAGCCGAUUAUCGAAAUAAGCGAGUGUCCUUUUACAAGAGAGCUCAGAUCUUGGUUGGAGACAUAUGGGCCUGUUUCGAGGGAAAGGGCCACGGUGAAUUCCACGAUAUCGAGUACAUAACGAUGUUCGCCGACUACAGAGUACCGCAAGUACUCGUGCACUACGGGGCGAUGCGAUACAGCGAGGCAUUACUGGCCAAAUUGUCGACAGGUACGGAAGUCGCGCUAUUGCGUACAUCAGCGUCCUAUAAUACUAAACGCUCCAUUCCAGGCGAGCACUUGCAAGCCGGUUGCAUCGAGGAAACGGAAAUACGCGGCUGUUCGAUCGAAGCCGUCGAAAGAGUGGUGGAGCAGGUGAGGAAGCUGGUGAGGGCAGACGCGUCUCUGAACCUCAAGGAAGCCGACUGCAACUCGAUACUCGUCGAUCAUUUUCUCUGGGACUACAGGAGGAAGCACGUGGAGGAGUUGGAGCACAUACCCUUUCACAAAGUUAGGACAAUAUUUUAUUGAACCAUCUAUAUAAAAUACUGCGAAUUACAAUAUAAUUAUCUCAUAGGGGAGUUAAAAAAAUUUUUAUAUACAGAAAUUCAAUAAACACAUUGAAACUAA